GUGACAUGGGGGUAAACAUUGAACAACUGACUAAAAAACAAAAGCAGAAUUUUAAAAACCUUAGAAAACAAAUGAGUGAACAAGAUAACAAAGUAAUGGAGCUGAAUAAAGUAAUUGAAAGUUUAAAAAAAACAGAAACCAAGUCAAACAAAACACAAGAGAAAUUCUCCCUAGAUAUGAAAGAAUAUGAAAACAAAUUCCACAAAAUAAAUAAAGAUAUGCAAGAGCACACAGAUAAAACUCACAGUAUCACACAAGAAAUUAAAAGACUUUCUGAUCAAAUGGCUGCCUUACAAAAAGAGAGUUCUAAAAAUAUGCUGAAUACAUCAACUCAAUUAGAAAAGCACAGUGUGAUAUACAAACUCCUACAACAGAGAUUAAUGCCCCUUGACAAAAUGAUUCAAAUUUUUAACCAGAACUUGGAAACUAGGGAAGAAAGAAAAACGAGGGUGGAAAAUAUUGAAGAUGCCAUUUCAAAAUUGUCAAAAGAUUUGAAUCUAAUAGAGUCACGUGUAUGUAACAGAUAUGCUUGUCAGGUACAGCUUGCUCAACCCAAACCUGUCAGUGUUGGAUUAAUUAUGUCAAACUUUGAUGAAGUUCGUGAAUAUAACGGUCAACAUUUUAAUCAAACAACAGGAACAUUUGUAUCACCACAUGAUGGUUUAUAUCUUGUCUGUGUGACUCUAAAUGAAAGUGAAGGUAAACAGAUUAUAGUUGGUGUUUGGGCUGGAGACGAGUGGUUUACGUCUAUAGAAGUGAAAUGUGCCAACACUAGCGCUGCUGGGUCAGUGGUUGUUGACAUGAAGAAAGGUCAAGAACUUUACUUUCAAGUGUUUCUCGCAGAUCAAGGCGCAACGUUAUCCUGGCCUAGUAGUUGUACAAUUGUUAGUUUAUAAAAGUACAACACAAAACGUGGCGGCUAAUAAAUUCUCAAAACAAUAAAAUAUAUAACCAACAUGUUAAACAGACGCUACGAACUUAGUAUGUGUGUAGAAUAACAUGUAUACACAAAUUUUAAUGGUUUAUAAUAUGUUGUUUGUUUAGUCAUCAUUACAAAACUCCAGUGU
Messenger RNA from Physella acuta, 1067 nucleotides. RefSeq lists its product as uncharacterized. Lineage: Eukaryota; Metazoa; Mollusca; Gastropoda; Physidae. Gene Ontology annotation, molecular function: protein binding. The record is from RefSeq and is a predicted model, not a curated record.